AUGGAUAAAAAUCCUUUCAGACCUAAAAUCGUUGCUGAUAGUCAUAUUUAUGGUUCUUGUCAUGGUUUGGUUUUACUGAAGCGUUCUAGGUGUAAUCAUCGUUAUUAUGUGACCAUAUGGAAUCCAUUAACUUCGGAAUUCAAAGAUGUACCAGUACGGAAGCCAAGAUUAGACAACAAAAUUCCAGAUGGUUUACGCAUUACUGAUAAGGAAUGUCUGGUAUACGCUACCAAAUACGGGUUUGGGUAUGAUGAUAGAUUUAGUAUUAAUGAUUACAAGCUUGUAAGGGUGAGGUUCUUCUACGAUUCCGUUGAUAGGGCUAUAUAUGGUUAUGAAGCUAAGGUAUAUUCUUUAGCGUUGAAAUCGUGGAAAACAAUAAUUGACAUCCCAUGUGUCAAAUUCUUUUUGGAGGCCGGAGGUGAGCUUAAUACGCCUGUGUUUGUCAAUGGGGUUCUUCCUAAUUGUAUAGUUAUUUGUUGCAUCCGUGAUAAAAGAUAUCCUACGUCUGGCAAUGGGGUCAUAGUUGUUUUUAAUAUCGAACAUGAAUACUUUAUGUCUGUCUUCCCAAGAACUAAAAACAAAAUAUUGGGUCAUAAGGAAAUACGCGGUACGGGUUUCUGA
Messenger RNA from Papaver somniferum (opium poppy), 621 nucleotides. RefSeq lists its product as uncharacterized. The record is from RefSeq and is a predicted model, not a curated record. Bases 1 to 621 code for a protein of 206 amino acids. NCBI's taxonomy places the organism in Eukaryota, Viridiplantae, Streptophyta, Magnoliopsida, Ranunculales, Papaveraceae. The transcript has a single exon.